AUGCCCAACACUUAUAGAACAACAGACGAAAUAAUUGCACAGCGAUUGGACGAUGGAAGAGAUGUUCAUCUCAAUCUGGAGAAGAUGGCUCUUCUAGCAUCUGGAGCGUUCUCGAAUGUCUACGCUGGAGUUGCAAGAACGGAAUCGAAUCAUCAGUUGGAUAUUGCGAUCAAAAAGACAUGGCCACGUCAUAAAGGAGCUCCAAUGGAAGUGAAAAUAUUAGGAAUUCUGGGAAAACUGAAGCAUAAAAAUGUGGUUCGACUACUGUACAGUUACCAGAAAGCUCAUGAAGAUCGUAUCUGUCUUGGAUUGAUAUUCGAGUGUAUUCCAUCGAAUCUCCAUCAAUUUAUGAAGGAAAACAAUCGGAAAAUCGAUUCGGUCGAGAUCAAAUUGAUCACGUGGCAACUGUUUCGUGGUCAAUCGCAUCUUCAGAAGGCGGGAAUCUGUCAUAGAGAUAUCAAGCCACAGAAUCUUCUGUAUGACACUAAGACUGGUCUUCUCAAGAUCUCAGAUUUCGGUUCUUCGUCGAUUCAGUCUUCGAGAAGUACUCAGCAGAGUUACCACGUCACCAGAUACUACAGACCGCCCGAGUUGCUCUUCGGAUCGAAGAAUUAUGGAUGCGAAGUCGACAUUUGGUCAUGCGGAUGUGUAUUCGGAGAACUCCUCAAAGGCGGAAUCUUCUUGGCGGGAAAAUCGGCGACAAAUCAAGCGGAGAUCGUAAUGGAUGCGAUCGGAAUUCCAACAAGAGAUGAUUUGAGUGCAAUGAAAGUGAGCAGUUCGAAAUAUAAGGAGAUCAUGGAGUCGUAUCGACCGGAUCACUCGAAAGUGACCGCCAAUUUCACGUAUCUCUAUCAGCAGACUCCAGUGAAUAUGAGGGAGAGAAAGAGUUCGGUUUUCAAUGAGAAAGUGGGUCUAGAAGAUAUGAAAGCGGCGACCGAGUUGAUCCGACAGAUUCUGGUUUACAAGCCGGAGAGCCGCCUCGCUGGAUUGGAGCUUCUGAAAAAUCCCUUCUUCUCUGAAAUCAUGAAUCCCAACACGUGUCGUUUCAAUGGCGAGAAGAUUAUUUGUCUGUCGAGACGAGACUUGAGAGAUGUUGAGAAUGGAGAUGUUACGACUUCACUUGAUGCGGGCGAAUGA
Caenorhabditis remanei is the source of this 1137-nucleotide messenger RNA. RefSeq lists its product as uncharacterized. The record is from RefSeq and is a predicted model, not a curated record. Bases 1 to 1137 code for a protein of 378 amino acids. Gene Ontology annotation, biological process: signal transduction; protein phosphorylation; negative regulation of canonical Wnt signaling pathway. Gene Ontology annotation, molecular function: protein serine/threonine kinase activity; ATP binding. NCBI's taxonomy places the organism in Eukaryota, Metazoa, Nematoda, Chromadorea, Rhabditida, Rhabditidae. Gene Ontology annotation, cellular component: cytoplasm; nucleus; cytosol. The transcript has 4 exons.